AUGACGGAUGCGCCAGUGCCUGGUGAGACGGCACCUUUGGCAGUUCAUGAUUCUUUCAGAGCAGGCUUACGAGAGGAGGAUGCAGCGAGGCACGGUGCUGCAUCAUCGAAGCGACGGAGACCCGGUCCAUCAUUUGCACCAGCACGUCCCGUCAACGCGCCAACAAAGGCGCAGCAGGCGUUGCAACUUCAGAUGCGGCAACUGGAAUUGAAGCAACUGGCAUUGCAAGUCAAGUUGAAGCGCCGGCAAGAAGAGCAAGUCAAAGAAGUCGACCGUGUUUUGGCAGCCAAGCAACAUCAGCUCGAACGAGAACGGCAACAUGCUUUCUUGGAGGCUCGCGAGAGGGAGCGUGGUCUGGACCUUCGUCCAGGAGUGCAGAUCUCCUCUCCUCGUCAGCUCCAAGAUUCGCCCGUGGAGUCUGCCGAGGAGCUGGUGGAAGACAGCGAUGGCUCCUCACCAAGACGGCUAGUGAUUCGGGUGCAAGAUGCCCGCGCGAUAGAAAGGGGGCGGGAGAAGGCCGCGUACAAGGCUCUGAUGGCAGAGCAAGCCGCUCUCCGGGAAGUGGCUGCAAGGGACGAGGCAGCGAAGCGGGAACAGGCUGCUAGAAGGAUCCAAGCCUUCCGAAGGGCAAGCCAGGUGCAACGAGAAAAAGCCCAUGCGACAUCGGAGCGUUUGCAGCGUGCACAUCGUGAGCAAGGCGCCCCACACGGCCGGAGUGCGCCAGCAAGCCGAAGCACGAGUCCCCAAACUCGACGAGAUGAGGCAAGGCAAACAAAGGGCCGAGCUGCCUCGGAGUCGCCGCGUUUGCCCAGAAAAGCCGUCCAACCACGGAACCGGACGCCUCCACGGGCUUCUCCGUCUCCGUCGCCCUCCGCGCGGCAACCUGGGCAAGUGCGAGGUGCCUCGACUUCGCGAAAGCAGACUCGCUCAGGCCCCAGCCCGAACAGAGCACCUUCCAGAUCCCAGGCUAUCGUACCAGAAGGACGCCCUCGAGCAGCAGCUCGCAGCUUGUCCCCCGCAUCGCGCAGUCCGCCCGACCACAGAGGUCGGUGCUCGCAGGCGCGCAGUCCGUCGUCGCAAAACUCGAGGAGCCCGCAAAGGCAGUCGUCUGGUCUCGAACGUGGCUUUAGUCCUCCGGGCUUCCUGCUUCCCGACCCUCCCUCUCCACUGAAUCUACGGGAAGGCGCCAGCGUUCGGACUCCCUGGCUUCCAUCUGGCUCGCCAUCGCGGCCAUCUACCAAAGGCGAUGAACGGGAAGACAGAGCACCCGCAAGACAGAGGAGCACCAGAAGAGAGCUCCAGAUGUGGACAGCUGAGGAGCAGGGGGAGCAUUAUGGAGCAUUCCAUGCGAAGCCAUCCAUGGAGGUGACGUUUGCUGCGCCAAAGUUGCCUGUCCCGGCCCUCGCCGUGCCCAGCUCGCCCAGCUCGCGGCUGGAGCCAGCACUCGGGGGCGUUAGCAGCAGGAAGCUCAGUGGGCCCCCAGGGGCCCGCCACGACUUUGUUCAGAAUCCGACCUUCUGCCAGCCCGCGAAGGGCCGUGGGCUGCCAAGCGCAGAGGAAGCCGAGCGAAUGCUCGAGUCCCCGCUGAUGGGGGUUUACCACCCGGAGAUGCCGGCGCAGGAGGAGCAACCACGACGCGCACCGUCGCCACCGGACAGGUGCGGAGGAACUGGCAUGGCCUGGUGGGUGGACUUUGCCGGAGCCGCUCCGCCACCACAAAUCUCCCCUUGGCGCGCUGGAGAGCCCUCGCUGGGACACGGCGAAGAGCCCGAACCCUCAGACCGGCAAGGCGCUUUUGUCGGACCUGGGCCGGUUUCAGAACCAGUGGAGCGGAGGCUUGCCGAGGCGGCAAGGAUCCGAGAUGAGAAUGGCCGACGAGCCUUCGGACAGGCUGGGCAUGCUGAUAUCGCAGGCAUGCCCACAGUGCCAAGCCGCAAUGCACACGAUAGCUGGAGCGAGGCGCCAUCAGUUGGAGAGAAUUUUGCUCAUCGGCUGGGGCUGUUUCAGCGUGGAGAUCUCACACCACCACCCGUCCCUUCCCGCAACCCGUCGGAACUCUGGGAGCUGCGUGUGCGACAGACCAACUCUCAGCUGGAGAUGCUUCGCGAACUCGAGCAUCAACGUGGAGAUGCGCCUGGUGCAAGGGCCGCGAGAGUGUUCAACUUCAGUUCUUCCCCGCGAGAUUCUCCGCGUCGGAGCCAGAGUCCGAAGAGUCCAAGGAGAACUCCGGCCUUCGGUACCAGUGACCCGGUGAUCCCCUCACAGAAGAUCAUCCAGAAGUACUCGGACUAUUUCGUCUCCUCACCGAGCAAGAAGGGACAUGGCGAUCGGGCCAUGUCGGAGGCCUCACCGACGAGACGGUCAGGGCGACCUGACACCAGCCCCAAAUCCAAGCAAAAGUCCAAGGUGGUGUACCCGCGAUCACGCGAAGUACAUGCGUGGCAGGCUGCAGGUUUCGAAGCUGCCAGCGUUUACAAGGGCCUGCGGAACGCCGCCGGCCUCCGUGAAGGAUGGGGGGUUCUGAACCAGAACGAUGGCAGCACUUACGCCGGUCAGUGGGUCUCAGGCAAGCGGCACGGUGUGGGCACGCUCGUCUUCGACGGCGGCAUUUUCGAGGGUCAGUGGGUCCGGGGUGAGGCAUCCGGAAGCGGACUGGUGCGGUUUACCAACGGCGACAAAUUCGAAGGCCAGUAUUCGGGUAACCGAAAGCACGGGUUCGGCACGUAUGCCUGGGCCGACGGUGCUGUGGAGGAGGGUCCGUAUUUCAAUGGGCAGAAGACUGACUGGCACACGUGGCGUCAAGGGCCUUCCCAAUGGAAGCUGCGCUACGAGAGUGGUGCCGUGGUCGAGGCGCAGCAGGCGAACGGAAAGAAGCCAAGUCGAGCCGCCGGAGUCUAUCCGCGCUCCAAGGAACCUCGUCUCUCGCCCUUUGGAAGCUCAGAUACGUCGAAGCCAAAGCUGAAGGCGAAGGCAGCGCCGAGGCCCAAGGCGAUGGCAGCCGGACGACAGGAGGAGGAUCGCUCCGGCUCGCCCGCGGCCAGCCUCAUUGCUGACCUGCAACCCCAGGAGCCUGGACGGCCAGCCUUGAAUCAGGUCUCAGCUUCUCGGCUCCCUGACACAGAAGGGCAGCGACUCGAGGUCGGAGCCGAAGCAGCGAGCUCCAGCAACAAUCCGGCGCGCCUGGCCUUCGCCAUCUCCAAGGUGAACAGCCUCUACAGGCAGGUGGCCCUUCCGGCAGCGCAAGCCCCGGCACAAGUCAUGAUCAAAGGCAAUGUGUUCUUGAGUCUGAGUGUGCAAGCACUGCGGCUGAGGAAAACGGGCGGCCAACAGAGGCCCGAAGCGGCCGAGCCCUGUGGCCACUUGGCAGAACGCAGCGACAUGUUGCAAAUUACGGACCAGGCCAAGGCGGCCAAGGAUGCAGGCCGCUGCGAUGAGGCCAUCGAGUUGCUGCGCGCUGCUCUAGCUGGCCGGGGAGCACAGGUGGAGGUCGCAAAGUACGAGCUUGCCUUGCUUCUCUCACAGCUUGGCCGGCACGAGGAGGCAGAUACCUGGCUGCGACAGCUUGGCUUGACUUGGAAGCUGUGCCCGUCCGUGCUGGACGGGAGCUGCCUCAAGGGCCCAACAUGUCGAGGCGAAGCCAACUUAGUCGCCGCCUUUGACGAUGUGCUGCCGUCCGAGCUUCUGCGCUUGGUCCAAGAUGCUUUCAGAGCAGGAUCCCCAUUUUGGAAAGAGCACAAAUAUCCCACUCCCAGUUUCUUCUCCUACAAUGAGCCUCUGAUGCCGGAUUGCGCCGCUGCGACAGGGGCCCCGCUAAUCCGGGCCGUGGCAUCGCGCGUAAAAAGCCUGGCUGUGGCCAGCUUCCCUUCGAUCUUCGGUACCGAAGGCUGUGAGCGACGGGUCUCCUCGGUUGAGUGGUGGGCUCACACGCGCCCUGCAGGAUCCGGCAGUGGCCACCAGCUGCAUUACGACCUGGACGAGGUGAGCCUUCCCACCUUGAAGGAGGGAUCCCUUCCGCAUCACCCGCUGGUGUCCUGCGUUCUGUACCUCAGCUGCUGCUCGGCGGCCAAACACUGGAAGGUUACAGAUCAGACGCUGAACCCUGGCAGUCGUGCGAGGAGGGCAUGGCUGUGCGAGCCCAGAGUCAAUCGAGUUCUACUCUUUGACGGGGGCCUGCUGCAUGGCGUCAUCCCCAACAUUGCCUUGCAGGCAGACGACCCUGCGGAACCACGCGACCCACGUGCUACACUGAUGUUGGGCCUCUGGGGUGAGCAGGGGUUCGCCGGCUCCAUCUCCGACACAGCCGCUGGGCAGCUCGCCUGGAAAUUAGGAGCCAGUAUUCAUGUUGAGUCUAUUGCCGUGGCCUGGGGGGAGCUGAGGCAACUACCACAAGGAGCUUCCUGGCCAGAGUUGCUGCGAACGGCGACAGCAGAGGCCCCGGCCACCGCCACGCCGGCUGACCUCGCGGGCCCCGUGCAGCCUGUUUGGUGCCCAACGGGAGCUUCUGGAGCCACUGACCUCGGUGUGGAGUUCAUCGGACGAUGGUUCCUGAGCCAUGACCCCGAAGGCUUGCAGCGCAUGGUGGGCGGCACCGGCCAAAUUGACGUCGAGGAGGUGUCGAUGGAGGAGUUGCAACAGUUACGUGCUCUCGCAGAAAAUGUAAAAAGCGAGUUUAUGCACCCGACAAGUGGCAUUCUCGACUGCUUGCCACCCAUCGAUCCACAGACACGGGCGCCGACAGGACUGCGAAGCUUGGUCGUGAAUGAGGACCCUCGGAUGGUGGCAGUACCGCAGUUUCUGAGCCCAGAGGAGUGCCUGCCCCAUAUCGCUGGCCAGCUCUGA
Molecule: messenger RNA, 4839 nt
Organism: Symbiodinium necroappetens
Lineage: Eukaryota; Dinophyceae; Suessiales; Symbiodiniaceae
Source: the annotation of a GenBank genome assembly